This is a messenger RNA of Dromaius novaehollandiae (emu), 3560 nucleotides long. Its product is annotated as serum paraoxonase/arylesterase 2. Gene Ontology annotation, cellular component: extracellular region. Bases 79 to 1143 code for a protein of 354 amino acids. Gene Ontology annotation, molecular function: arylesterase activity. The transcript is spliced from 9 exons. The record is from RefSeq and is a predicted model, not a curated record. Gene Ontology annotation, biological process: response to toxic substance. NCBI's taxonomy places the organism in Eukaryota, Metazoa, Chordata, Aves, Casuariiformes, Dromaiidae.
CGCCAGGGCGGAGCGGCGGCGGGGCCGGGGCGGGCCGGCCGGGGCGGGAGACGCCGCCGGGAGCGGAACGGCGCGGCCAUGGGGAAGCUGCUGGCGGUGGCUCUCGUCGGGAUGGCGGCGGCGCUGGUCGGGGAGCGGCUGCUGACCCUCCGGAAGAGAGCCAAUGCUUCGCGGGAAGUAGACCCAGUAGAGCUCCCGAACUGCUGGCUCAUUAAGGGCAUUGAAAGGGGUUCAGAAGACAUCGAAAUACUCCCUAAUGGGUUGGCUUUCAUUAGCUCCGGUUUGAAAUACCCAGGAAUGCAGAGCUUUGCACCAGACAAGCCAGGUGAAAUAUUUUUGAUGGAUUUGAAUGAAGAAAAUCCAAGAGCAGUUGAACUGAGAAUCAGCCGUGGGUUUGAUCUGGCGUCGUUUAGCCCUCAUGGAAUCAGCACUUAUGUAGAUGAAGAUGACUCUGUGUACCUCUUUGUUGUGAAUCAUCCACAUCUGAAGAGCACUGUAGAAGUGUUUAAAUUUUCAGAAGAUGACAGUUCUCUUGUACACCUGAAAACUGUUAAACAUGACCUCCUGUCAAGUGUGAAUGAUAUAGUAGCUGUGGGACCAGACAGCUUCUAUGCUACCAAUGACCACUACUUCUUUGACUUCAUCUUGAUACUCUUGGAGAUGUUCUUGGGAUUGACUUGGUCAAAUGUUGUUUACUAUAGUCCAAAAGAAGUUAAAGAAGUAGCAGCUGGGUUUUAUUCAGCCAAUGGAAUCAACAUUUCACCCGAUGGAAAGUACAUCUACGUUGCAGAUAUACUUGAUCAUAAUGUCCAUGUGAUGGAAAAACAUGCUAACUGGAAGUUAACCCAUGUGAAGACGCUGCAGCUGGACACUCUACUCGAUAAUUUAUUUGUUGACCCUCAUACUGGUGACAUCUGGACGGGAUGUCAUCCCAAUGGGAUGAAGCUGCUGUUCUACAGUCCUGAAAAUCCUCCUGCCUCUGAGGUGCUGCGUAUCCAGAACAUCCUCUCGGAGAAGCCUACGGUGACACGCGUGUACGCCAACAAUGGCUCGGUGCUGCAAGGGAGCUCGGCAGCUGCGGUCUACAAGGGAAAGCUGCUCGUCGGCACAGUGUUUCACAGAGCGCUGUACUGCGAGCUAUAGCCCAGCUCGGGUGAGAUUUGUUGCAGCAGAAAGGGUUUAAUUCCAUGUGAACUUGCAUAGUUUCUGCUAAAUUUGCUAAUUACAUGACUCUUCCAAUAAUGGUUAACCAGAGUCACGGUCAAAGUGUUUUAGCUUUCCUCUCCAAAGGGAAAUGAGAGUUUUAUGCAAUAGUAAAGGAAAUGGAAUUUAAGGUGAGACAUUAGAGUUUCUCUCCUUAAGAAGGAUGAUCCUAUGUCAGUAACAAAAGGUAAACCUGAAGUUCAAAUUGUGAUUACAAAUAGCUGAAACUGUCAGACUUAGAAUCAUCUAUUGUGACUGGAUUUCUAGGUUUUUCUUGGAGAAAAUUGAUCUUUUAUGUGAGAAUUGAUAACUACAUGUCUGAUGCACUUUGCUGUCACUGAUCCUUAGGCUUUCCCAGGGAUAGUGCCAGCGGUUCUUUUUCUAAACCUUCCUGCCAGCUUCCCCUAACGCUUCAGGAAACAGUGGAAGGAGAAUUAAUGUUAUUUCAGCCCCAUUUCUUCUCUGUUCCCUUUUAAAGCCAUUAAAAUAGCUUACAUUUAAGUGUUUUAAAACAUUAAAGAUGUUAUUUAGUUUCACAAGCUUGUCUUAAUUCUAUGAGGAAAGGGGACAUCAUUUUGGGAAUGGUUUCUUAAUGAGUCUUCCAAAGGGAGUUUAAAAAAGCCUUUUUCCUCGAUGAGUGGGAAACAACUCCCGAAUAUUUCAGUGAGAAGCAUAUUAGCUAUUAUUGUGCUCUGUUACAGCGGAGGGAGCAUCUGUGGGUGCUUUGCUGUAGUGACUACCUCUGUGUGUGGUUCACGCACCUUCAGUGUUUAACUUUCACUGUGUAUGGAGCUGAUGAUUGCAGCUACGUUUCUGUGCAGAAAACAUCUAAUUCACCUCACCUUUAUGCAUAGGGAGUUACUGGUAACAUUGUAUUGUGCACUGUUAAAAGACCUAUCCAGGUUUCCAUCAAAUGUUAUUUUUAGAACGAUGGACGAUGCUGGUCUUGCGGGAGCCUCUGUUUUAACCACACUUAACUGCAUGCCUCUAGAGCGAGCACCUCUUUCAUUAGUAUGGGUGUCCUUACUGCAGGGCAGUUCCUGCGGCUCUUUUUGUCCUCCCGGUUCCUGUCUCAGAUCCCUGUCCAGUUUUGUGAAAGAUGCAGACUUGCAGCAAAUAGCACUUCAUUACCCGUGCCUGCUCUGCCGGUGGGGCAUUGCUGUGCUACCUGCGAAUGCUGGCACUGGUGUUGCUUGGCUGCACCAGCCAGAGCCACCACCAGGCUGACAGCAGAGAGGCAGCUGUUUAAGGCCAUGCACAAGACAUUGUGUGGGGCACGAGCUUCAGGCUGUUGCCACCAGCAUGUUGGCUUGCUGCUGCACCCCGCCUCAUGCGGGGCUUCCCCGUACUGCAACGUCAAAUGACUCGGUCAUCCUCCUGCAGCGAGAGCAGCUGCUGGUAUUCGUGGUGUUUCGUAUACAAACAGCACAUGCUGCCAGGGUCUAGUGAUGGCUAAAGGGGGAACCUGAGCUUUAGCCUGGUUGUGUGGGCAUGAGUUGAUCUCUGCAGAACUUGUGGUCUUUGCUCCUCUCCAAAAAUGCCCCUGGUUGAAUUUGGGGACUGAGCUGUUUGCCCAGCACUUCGCAAGGCUCGUUCUCUGCCUUGGGAGGCUUGGGCGACCAGGCACCCAGCUGUUCGGCUCACAAGUGCAAGCUUUUUGCUAACCACAGCAUGCGGCCAGCUGAUCCACAGCAUGCGGCCAGCUGAUCGAACCCUUCCCUGCGGCAGUACAGAGCUGGCCCCAAAUGAGGCCAGCUUUGGUCUCGUCCCUUUGCUGGAGUUGGCUUGCGUAUCAGCCAGCUGUACUGUGGGCUCAAGAAUGUAAUUUACAGUAACUCUAGCUUUGUUUCUUCUUCCCUAGCAACUUCUCUCCCUACAGCACAUUUUCCUCAACGUCCCUGGGAAGCAGCAUGCUUUUCUAGAGGAAGCUGUAAUCCCUCAGUACUGAGGAAUAUGCAUCGUUUUCAGAGCUUAAAUAGCAAAUAUUCUAACAUUGUUCAGAAGGAAAUUCUCAAAAUACAGGGAGGAUGGGGUAUUAAUUUAUUUGUGACUGGCUAAAAAGCUUGUGUGGUAGCAUUUUUAAAGAAUUAUUUUAGGCUUGUGACACUAUUUGUUCCGAAAUAAAGUGUCAUAGUCUGAAGAGUUAACAUUUUAAAGCAGUGGUAGUGAGACAGCUAAAACAUUGACUGGUUUACUUUGUGGCUGUGUAAGUGCAAUAACCAACUAAUUUCACAUUUUCAAGUAAUCUAAGCAUCUUCAGAUGAGUAAAUCUACAAGGUGUUGGGCUUUGUCAAACUUCUCCUACUUUUUUAAUUGUUUCUGGCCAUUCAGAAAAUAAAGAACGUGUUCACUUGUUA